AUGGCAUACUUAACAAAACUAAUCUCAAAUAUUAAUAAAACUUUCAAUAUUCAUAUUACCGCUGCGGCCGCAUUUGUGAAUGAACACAUCAAAGGAAAACGAGACAAUAUUAAGAGGCAUUCAUCAACAGUAUGCACCAGUGUAACACGACCUGCUUCCCCUCGUCGUCUACGGCGAGGUGAAGGUGAAACGGACGAUAUGCUUGGAACAGGUAGGGGUCUAGGUUUUGGUCGUAGUUUUAGACGGAGCGUCGGGCUACCCACGCUGCACUCUUUAUGGUCACCGAGCAGUGGUCAUUGCGACCAAUUAACAUGCCUACGUGACCGGCCCACUUUAUCAUUAUGA
This is a messenger RNA of Pieris macdunnoughi, 345 nucleotides long. The record is from the annotation of a GenBank genome assembly. NCBI's taxonomy places the organism in Eukaryota, Metazoa, Arthropoda, Insecta, Lepidoptera, Pieridae.